Messenger RNA from Hevea brasiliensis (rubber tree), 534 nucleotides. RefSeq lists its product as uncharacterized. The record is from RefSeq and is a predicted model, not a curated record. NCBI's taxonomy places the organism in Eukaryota, Viridiplantae, Streptophyta, Magnoliopsida, Malpighiales, Euphorbiaceae. The coding region runs from base 1 to 534 and encodes 177 amino acids. The transcript has a single exon.
AUGAAGGUUCACCCAUCUCCAAAGAAAAGGGAUCUCACCGCCUCCCAAAAUGUUGUGGCUUUUUCCACCACCGCCGGCAACCCAAUCCCUAAGAAACUUAAGAGACUCCCUCACGUAUUUGCCAGAGUCCUGGAGCUUCCCUUCAACUCUGACGCCGAAGUUUUUGUCCAAGAAACUAAAGAAUGUUUCCGUUUCGUUGCCAACGGUGGGGACAUAACCAUAACUGACGAUUUUCAGGCUCAUGUGAUCGAGAUAUUACCUGGAGUGACAAAGAUCGCAAUAAGAGGAGCGCAGAGUGUCGAUCGCGCUUCGGUGGAGGAUCUCGACAUUGACAUGUGGCGUUUCAGGCUUCCGACGACGACUUUUCCGAAGAUGACUAGCGCGAGAUGUAUAGGCGGGCAGUUGGUUGUCACCGUUCCGAAAACCCUGAAUUUCGAAGAUGACGACAACUAUGGUAAAGAAGAAGAAGAAGAAUACGAAGAAGACACAAGCAAGGAGAGCCUGAGAGGGUAUUUCUUGUUGGGUGAGGAGUGA